Melitaea cinxia (Glanville fritillary) is the source of this 1402-nucleotide messenger RNA. Its product is annotated as Down syndrome cell adhesion molecule homolog. The record is from RefSeq and is a predicted model, not a curated record. Gene Ontology annotation, cellular component: neuron projection membrane. Lineage: Eukaryota; Metazoa; Arthropoda; Insecta; Lepidoptera; Nymphalidae. The transcript has 6 exons. Gene Ontology annotation, biological process: synapse organization. Bases 1 to 900 code for a protein of 299 amino acids.
AUGGCGCCGGCUGCCCUGCUCGUCUUCAGCGCGCUACUUACUAGGACGCUAUGUGUUAUCGCUCCACAGAUACCAGAUUUCAAGACCGGUGACAAGCAUGUGAUCAAAGGUCCGUUUUGGAGCGAGGUCUUCACGGAGGUAUAUGAAGACACGGAGGAAGACAUUUCAACCACGACUUCUGAACCUCUGCCAUUCUUUGAAGACGACCCAUCAACCAACAAUGUGACUGCGCAGUUAGGGAGCCGCGUGCAUUUGCACUGUCGAGUUCACGAUUUGGGUGAAAAGACUAUAUCUUGGGUCCGAAGACGUGGUGACGAUCUGCAUCUCCUCUCCUUCGGACGUCACACAUACUCGGCUGACUCGCGGUACUCCUUGGCCUUUGAGCACCCCAAUGACUGGCGCCUACUCAUACAGUACGUGAGCGAGAGGGAUGAGGGAUACUACGAGUGCCAAAUGUCCACUCACCCCCCACUUGUGAGAAGAGUUCACCUUUCUGUUGUUGUGCCAAAAGUGGAAAUAGUAGAUGAACGCGGUCGGCCGCUCCAAGACAAGUUCUACAAGGAAGGGUCGAUCAUUGAACUGAGGUGUGUUGUCAGCGAGGUGCCGCAGCCAGCGCGUCAGGUCAACUGGAAGCAUGGGGGAAGAUUGCUUAACUACGACACGAAGAGAGGAGGCGUCAGUGUCAAAACAGAAGCGACAUCUAACGGCGCCUUAUCAAGACUCUAUAUAGCAAACGCAAACAGAAACGAUUCAGGCAACUACACGUGCUCGUUAGCUGAUGUCGCGGCAUCUGCGGUGUCUGUACACGUACUCAGAGGUGAGAAUCCGCUAGCAAUGCAAAGAGGAGAGGCGUCUGCUUUAUAUCCAUCGGUCGUCUUGUUGGCCAGUUUCAUCAGCUGACAAAUAGCCAGCGCGUUAUGUACGCGCAACAACAUGUAAAAAUUAAUCUAAUUAUAAUAUAACUUAUAAUGUACCUAAUUAAGACAUUUUUUGUGGAAAUUUUGAGGUUGCGUUUUAAAUUAAUAUUUUAAAUUAGUAGUUAUAAUUAACAAAGUAUUGUUUUUCUUUUCUUCGAAGUGUGUCUGAUCAGAUUUUUUUUUCAAAUUCAGUUUACUUUACUUCAGUCUGUGAUACUAGUUUUGAUGGAUCCCAAAAAAAAAAAAAUUAUAAUCAACAUAGUACUAUAAAAAAAUAUUGAAGUGAUUACAAUAAUCACAAAUGCCAAUUCCAAGGCCUAUUUAAAUGUAUCUGUUGCAAAAUACUCGCUAGCUGUUUCUCAUUUAAAUCUGGAAUUCAAUAUCUUUAUUUCAGUUUCAACAUUUUAAAAAUAAUUUUGUAAGCCUAUCUGAAUAAUUAUUAAUGUACAUUGAUUGUAAGUUCCAUGAAAUAUUUCAAUUCGAAA